Molecule: messenger RNA, 809 nt
Organism: Cryptomeria japonica (Japanese cedar)
Lineage: Eukaryota; Viridiplantae; Streptophyta; Pinopsida; Cupressales; Cupressaceae
Product: nuclear transcription factor Y subunit C-2-like
Exons: 1
Coding region: 31-495 (154 amino acids)
Biological process (GO): regulation of DNA-templated transcription
Cellular component (GO): nucleus
Molecular function (GO): protein heterodimerization activity; DNA-binding transcription activator activity, RNA polymerase II-specific
Source: RefSeq, a predicted model, not a curated record
AAACAAAAGUAUCUUCCCAUUUAUCCUUCCAUGGGGGAGAGAGUAAAAAUUGGGAGUGUUGAAGAACAGGCCGAGUUAAGAGAGCUUUGGAGUAAGGAAAUGGAGGAAAUCCAAGGAUUGAAUAGCAAUGAAGUGAGAAACAAAAGUGGGGGUGAUUUGCCAUUGGCGAGAGUGAAGAAGAUAAUGAAAGCAGAUGAGGCGAAGAUGGUUUCAGCUGAGGCAGUUGUUGUGAUGGGAAAGGCGUGUGAAAUGAUGAUGAAAGAGCUGAGUUUGCGGGCGUGGAUUCGAACUCGGGACGGCAAGAGACGUACCCUGCAAAACAAAGACAUUUGGAGUGGUGUGAGCGAGAGUGAGGUGUUUGAUUUUCUUGUGGACGUACUUCCUAGGCCAAAACCACUUCACCCUCCUCUUCUUUCCUUGAAUGCUUUUGAUCUUGUUAAUAAUCCUUUCUUCACCUAUGGGCAGUUCCCCAAUGGCUUCUUGUGGCCCUCCUGAAUCUUGAUUCAUCUUCUCACUGGAAUUUUGUAUAGGGUUUGAGGGCUUGUACAUUUGUUAAUGUUUUGAAUGUGGGGAGCUAUGCAUGGAAGUCAAAGAGAUAUUAUUGUAGGUUUGUGUUAUCUUGUAUCAGAGAUAGCAAAACAAAUUUAUUGAUGAUAUAAAUCUUCGAUAAAUAAGAGAGCUUUGGAGUAAGUUGUCAUUGAAACCUUCUAUAAAAAGCAGCUUUGGAAUAAGUUGUAUAAACAUUGAAAUACUCUAUAAAAAGAUAGUUUUAGAGUAAGUUGUAUAUAUAUUGAAACCAUCCAUAAAAU